This is a messenger RNA of Drepanopeziza brunnea f. sp. 'multigermtubi' MB_m1, 495 nucleotides long. RefSeq lists its product as uncharacterized. The record is from RefSeq and is a predicted model, not a curated record. Gene Ontology annotation, cellular component: membrane. Lineage: Eukaryota; Fungi; Ascomycota; Leotiomycetes; Helotiales; Drepanopezizaceae.
AUGGGUCUUGGACUUCUUCUCCCCAUCCGGAUCGCCCAGGCCGUAUUCGCCAUCAUCACAAUGUCCCUUUCGGCAUUCGUGGCACACUGGUACAACAACGAUACGCUCACAGCCUCUCCCUCUCAAGUAAACUUCCUCAUCUUCGUCUCCCUCUGGUCCUUUAUCUCAAUCGCCUACUUGGAGCUCACUCCUCGCUUCAUGCCCAAAAUCGCGACGCCCAUCAUCCACCUGGCCGUCAACCUGCUCCCUACAAUCUUCUUCUUCUCGGGCUUCGUUGCGCUCACCGUAUUCCUCGGCAAACUUCUCUUCUGCCGCGGCUCCGUCUGCGGAGCUGCCCGCGCAGACGCGGCCUUCGCCUUCUUCUCCUGGCUCCUGUGGACCGGGUCAUCAGCGCUCGUCGGCCUACAAAUGUUCAAUGGCAGGUUUGCUGACAUGAAAACCGACAACCAGGCCAAGAGCGCGAUGAAGGAGGCGCCCGUAGGCCUUGGCGCGUGA